Messenger RNA from Fusarium sp. VM40, 1545 nucleotides. The record is from the annotation of a GenBank genome assembly. Lineage: Eukaryota; Fungi; Ascomycota; Sordariomycetes; Hypocreales; Nectriaceae.
AUGGCUCAACCCCAACCUCGUACCUACGAUAAAACCUACAUCUCCAAGGCUACUCCAGCCUCCAAGCCAAAGAGGAUCAUUAUUUGUUGUGAUGGAACAUGGCAAUCCUCUACGACAAUUGAUCCCAAGAAAGGUUGCCCCUCCAAUGUCACUCGUAUUAGUCGUGUUCUAGCCAAAGCUGGCCUCGACCGCCAGGGGGAUGAAUGGCAGCAAUUGGUAUACUACGAUGCCGGAGUUGGUACUGGCGAUAUUACUGGUGCCGAGGCUACGCGACAAGGCUCACAAGGUCUCGGACUCCUUGAGAAUGUUCUUGAAGCAUACAACUUCAUUGUUUCCAACUUCAACAAGGGCGAUGAGCUGUACUUCUUUGGCUUCUCUCGUGGUGCCUUCACUGUUCGUGCCGCAGCUGGUUUAGUGCAAGAAAUUGGUAUCGUCAAGUCUCACUUGAUGACUUAUUUUCUUGAGCAUUACGGUAAUUAUAUCCGUGGGGAGGACUUCAAGAAGACAUUUGCCGAGAGUUCCCAUUGGACCAAAUUCCUGGCUCAUAGCUCCUCUGCUGUUGCUUGUCCUGCCAAGGAUACAGUGAUCCAGGUCAUCGGCGUAUGGGAUACUGUUGGUGCCCUUGGCAUUCCAGAUAUGGGUCACUUGAUCAACAUCGAUAAUUCCUGGCUCCGCAAGGCCUACCAAUUCCACAACACUGAUAUCAGUGCCAACGUAAAACAUGCAUACCAUGCGCUUGCUCUCGACGAACGUCGUGGCCCCUUUACACCGUGUAUGUGGUUUGUGAAACCAGGCAACGAGGAAACAAAACUGGUUCAGUGCUGGUUUCCAGGAGCUCACAUCAACGUUGGAGGCGGUAGCUCAGACAAUGCCCUCACAGACGAGCAAAAAGAGCAGGGCAUCAAAGUCAAGGGUGAUGGUGAGAGACUUUCCAGUGUCGCAUACGCCUGGAUGCUUGAUCGCAUCCUACCUCAUUUGGCGCUCGACGAGGAAGCCCUUCAAAUGCAACUCAACGAGAUAGAGGCCAUCAUCAAAGCCCCUAGUGACCCCAAGUUAAAGGCUUGGGAUGAAAACCAGAUGGGGAAGAUCGACGACAGCUACACCAAAGAGUAUAAGACCAUGGGUAGUGCCGUCAUCCGCACACCAAUGGAGUACAUCAAAAAGGAGACUGGGUAUACUGUUGAGCGUGUGCAUCCGUCCGUGUACUUUCGACGGAAGUACCACGACGAUUUGAACGAAGCAUUGGUCAAGGAGAAGAAGAAGACGAUACCAGUAUAUCAGCCACUGGCCAUGGAGGGCUGGGAACGUAUUUACGAGGAGCAUGGUAAGUAUGGCGUUGGAGAAAAUGCUAGAGAACGAAAAGGCUGGCAGUGGAGAAAGUACAAGAAGAACAUGUUUGGUAAAGUUGACAAGUCUGUUGUUGAGAAGUGGAUGUGGGAGUUUGAGAUUGGAAGCUUGCCUGAUCAGACAAGCAUUGAGAAAUGGCUGAUUGACAGGUCUUGGAACGUGCCGUCAUACUUUGAGGGUGUUCAGAAAGGGUGGUAG